AUGACAAUCCCACUCCCCUCUCUCCGUUACACCGUUCAGUCGGUUCCAGCAAAUCUACUUCAGUUCACCAACCCAACUUCAACAAACGAGAGUCAGGAACCAAAAGAGAAUGUACUUUGGAUAGGAUGUUCUGAUUCUUCAGUAACAGAAACCUAUGUUCUCAACAAUGUCAGCAGAUCCGAGAUUUUCGUCCAUCGCAACUUAGGAAAUCGCGUUAGUGUUGGGGAUACAAGCAGCGGAAGUGCAAUCGAGUGGGCCGUGGAUGUCCUGAAAGUACAACAUAUCAUCAUUUGCAGCCAUUACGAUUGCCAUCUCCUUGAGGAAUCAGAAAGUGAUAGUAACAAUUGGUAUCGCGACAUUAUUCAACUCCAUCAAGAAUCCGACGCCCUAGAACCACCAGCUCAAUCACCUCAAUCAAGGAAUCGCCACUUCACAGAACUUUACGUUUUGUCUGAAGUGGAGUGGUUAAAACAGCAACCGAGUGUUCAACGAGCUAUGAAGGAAUGGGACUGUAAAGUCCAUGCUUUUGUGUAUGACCGGGCUCAAAAUAGUUGCGUGAGAUUAGUACCAGAGAGUCAACAGAAAUGA
Messenger RNA from Sclerotinia sclerotiorum 1980 UF-70, 588 nucleotides. RefSeq lists its product with no specific name. Gene Ontology annotation, molecular function: carbonate dehydratase activity; zinc ion binding. Lineage: Eukaryota; Fungi; Ascomycota; Leotiomycetes; Helotiales; Sclerotiniaceae. Bases 1 to 588 code for a protein of 195 amino acids. Gene Ontology annotation, biological process: cellular response to oxidative stress; cellular response to carbon dioxide. Gene Ontology annotation, cellular component: cytoplasm. The record is from RefSeq and is a predicted model, not a curated record. The transcript is spliced from 3 exons.